Molecule: messenger RNA, 1332 nt
Organism: Aspergillus piperis CBS 112811
Lineage: Eukaryota; Fungi; Ascomycota; Eurotiomycetes; Eurotiales; Aspergillaceae
Product: SDR family NAD(P)-dependent oxidoreductase
Exons: 4
Coding region: 216-1235 (339 amino acids)
Molecular function (GO): oxidoreductase activity, acting on the CH-OH group of donors, NAD or NADP as acceptor
Source: RefSeq, a predicted model, not a curated record
CACUUUUUUGAUUGUCUAGUCUAUCAUUAUGUUGAUGUCUGUUGUGGAGAAAGUUAUACGCAAUUAGUUGCAGGUUUGUGUGGAAAGGGUUUUGUUAAGUAGGGAGUAUAUUCUUUCACUCUGUGCACAACUACCGAAGGAGCCCGGUAUUUCUUAAGACUAUACACUUCUUCCGCUCCUAGUCACAGAUGCUAUAAGUCAACUAUCAUCAUACCAUGUACCAAAGGAACAUCCUACGCCUUCGUGGCGUAGCCCUCAGGCUUCAAGCCUACUCCCCAAACCCUCCUCACCAUAACCUCCCACACCUCCCCCUCUCCACUCAACGAGCAUACUCCCAAUUCACCCCCUCCAACCGCCUCUCCAACCGAACAUGCAUGAUAACCGGUGGAACAUCCGGCAUCGGAUUCGCCAUCGCGGAGCGCUUCCUCCAAGAAGGUGCCUCGCGAGUGAUCCUCGUCGGACGGUCCUACGAACGACUCUACAACGCCGCAUCUCGCCUUCAAAUCGACAACUCACCAGCCAUCCCCUCCACGGAACCUCCCCAAACCAUCACAAACCCAGAGAAACACCAGCUCCUCGAAUCCUCGCCCAGAAUCAGCCUCCUAAUCGGCGACAUCGCCGAAGCAGGGUCCUGGACACGCGAGCUCGAGAAAGCAAUGCAAGCAACAAACCCCGACAUCCUCGUCAACGCCGCCGGCCUCUCCAUCUCCUCCAUCCUCCCUAAAUCCGAACCAACGGACAUCUCCCGUAUCCUGCGCACCAACCUCGAAGGAGCCCUUCUCACCUCUCGAGCCUUCAUCCGCGCCUCGAUCCGCAAUCGAAUGAAGAAGUCUACCACAACCACCUCCACCCCCACAAGUACUAGCGCAAGUCCCGCAUCAUCCAAAUGCAUAAUCAACAUCUCCUCCCUCCUAGCCCACAAAUCCGGAACCGGCGCGGUCCCCUACGCCGCAUCAAAAGCCGGAGUCCUGGGUCUAACGCGCUCAGUCGCCGUUGAAGCUGCCGCUUCGCUGCGUGAUGUGGUGGUUAGAUCGAAUGCGAUUGUGCCGGGGUAUAUUGAGACGCCGAUGAUUUCUGAUUUCUCGGAUGGCGAAACAGCCCGGUUAAAGGAGAGUAUCCCCGUGCGACGAUUCGGGAGACCGGAGGAGGUUGCGGAUGCGGCGGUGUUUUUGGCGCAGAAUGAGUAUGCGAAUAAUUGUGUGUUGAAUUUGGAUGGGGGGUUGAGUGCUAUUUAGUGACGUAUAUUAUCUAUAUCUUAUGGUUAACUAGACUGUAUUAUGUGUACAAUAUGUGAGGAUGUGGUGACUUAUAACUAAUAGGAGCAUCUUCUCG